AUGGCCGAAACCGAAGGUAGCCCCGCCAAGCACGAGGGCGCCCCUGCCCCGGCACCCGCCUCUCCCAAGACCCAAAAGGUAGCUUCACCGACUCAGGCCAAAGCUCCCGCCCCAAAGGCAGCUUCGCCGACCCAGGCCAAGGCUCCCGCCUCCGCCCAUGCUGCCAAGCCCUCCACCAGCGCCUCUGCACCUGCGAAGCGCACCUCGACUGUCGGCACAGGCUCGGGCACCACGACAACUGCGGCGCGUCGACCUGCCACCGGCACCUCGUCGUCCGCUGCCAAGCCGGCCUCGAGCUCCACCGCCACCCGCGCCGCCGCCCCCUCGGGCUCCAGCCUGAGCAAGCCGCCCGCGCGUCCGUCCACGAGCAGCACCACGGCCAAGCGCCCGACCACCUCGUCCUCGACGGCAACCUCGCACCGCUCCCAUCCCUCCGCCUCGGAGGACGAGAAGAAGCGGUCGACUACGAGCUCCACCGCCACCGCUCGCCGCACCUCGGCCGUGCCCCCCUCGCCCGCCAAGCCCGUUGAGAAGAAGACCACGUCUAGCACCGGGGCGGCUGCCGCUCCCGCGCGGAGACCGGCGACAUCUUCCACGUCUGCGACAAGGACGACGCCCACCACGACCUCGCGGACCUCGACAACCACGGGCACGACUGGUAGCGCGACUAGACCUGCUGCGGCGAGGCCCGCGGCCAGUGGUGCGACCGCUGAUGCCAAGAAGCGCCUCUCCACCGCCCCUGCGUCAUCCUCUGGCACCGCUACCGCCGCCAGGCAUGCCUCUCGCCCGUCUAUGGCCGGCUCCACCUCGAGCACCGCCGCUGCUGCCGAGAUCGAGUCCCUGAAGAAGAAGCUGGCUUCCAGCGAGGCCGAGAUCACCUCUCUCAAGGAGCAGAUCUCGUCGUCGCAGAACAAGAUCUCGGAACUCGGCGAGAAGGUGCACAAGGAGGGCGGCGAACACGACGGCUCGGAGCUGGAGGAGCUCAAGUCCCAGCACGAGGCCGAGGUCAAGGCCCUCAAGGAGCAGGUCGCCGAAGCUCAGGAGAAGCUCAAGGCUGCCGAGGAGAACCUCUCCAAGAACAAGUCCGAGUUCUCGGAUGUCGCCUCCUCCAAGGAUGCCACCGAGGCUGAGGUCGCGUCGCUCAAGCAGACGCUCGAGACCCUCCAGGCCAAGCACGAGGCCAAACAACAGGAGAACGAGUCCAAGCUAGCCGAGGCGGGCGAGGAGCACGCCGCCAAGCUCGAGGACCUCAAGAAGACGCUGACCGAGCAGCACCGCGCCGCCAUCGACUCCAUGCAGGCCAAGCACGCCGAAGCUCUCGAAAAGGACAAGGCCGAGUCGGGCGAGCACGAGAAGUCCAUGGCCGACAUGAAGUCUGCUCACGAGGACGCCGUCGCCGAGCUGCAGAAGAAGAUCGACGAGCUGACGGCGUCCCAGUCCGAGGUCGAGGCUGCCCACGAGGCCAAGCUGGCUGCGGCGUCCGAGGGCAACGACGCCAAGAUGUCUGCCCUCGAGGCCCAGAUCACGGAACUGUCGAGCAAGCUCGAGUCGGCCGAGAAGGCUGCCGAGGAGGCCAAGUCUGAGCUGGCCGCCAAGACGGAGAAGCUGUCCGAGCUCGAGACCACGGUCGCCGCGCUCCAGGCCGAGCUCAAAGCCGCCAAGGAGGCGUCGACCAAGGCCGAGGAGGCCCUCGAGGAGCUCAGGAAGAGCGUCGACUCGUCGGCCGAGCAGUCCAAGGACAAGGACGCCGCCAUGGCCAAGCUCAAGUCGGAGCACGACUCGACGCUCGAGAAGCACCGCAAGGAGCUGCAGCAGAUCUCCAAGGACUACGAGGACGAGAUCGAGAGCCUCAAGGGCGAGGCCCACUUCAAGCGCCAGUUCCACGACCUCGAGGCCAAGCACGAGCAGACGCUCAAGGACCACGAGCAGGCGCUCGAGUCGGCCAAGUCGGAGCACGCCAGCGCGCUCGAGAAGGCGCAGGGCGAGCACGCGGCCGCCGUCGCGGCGCUCGAGGCCAAGGCCAAGGAGCACGAGGAGGCGCUCGACCAGCUGCGCGCCAGCCACGCCGAGGAACUGGAGAAGGCCAAGCUGGGCGCCAGCUCGGACCGGGACACGCACCUCAAGGAGAUGGACGCGCUCAAGGAGAGCCACGCGAAGCAGAUCGAGACGGUCAAGGAGCUCAACGCCGUCGCCCUGGCCAAGGAGCUCGGCGAGCUGCGGGCCUCGCACGAGGAGGUCGUCGCGGGCCUGAAGAAGGACGCCGAGGCCGAGAAGGAGCAGUUGCUCGCCAGGCACGCCGAGGAGCUCGGCGCGGCCAAGGAGGCGGGCGCGGGCGCGUCGGCCGCCGAGAUCGAGCAGCUCAAGGAGGCGCACGCCAAGCAGAUCGAGGCCGACAAGGAGCUCAGCGCCAUCGCGCAGGCCAAGGAGAUUGCGGACCUCAAGGCCGAGCACGAGGAGGCGCUUGCUGCGCACGCCAAGCAGAUCCAGACCGUCAAGGAGCUCAGCGCUGUCGCCCACGCCAAGGAGAUUGGCGACCUCAAGGCGCAGCACGACGAGAUCCUCGCCGGCCAUGCCAGGCAGAUCGAGGCCGUCAAGGAGCUCAACGCCAUCGCGCAGGCCAAGGAGCUCGGCGAGCUCAGGGCGGCGCACGAGGAUGCCAUCGCCGCUCUGCAGAAGGAGAGGGAGACGGAGAAGCAGGAGCUCGUCUCGAAGCACGCCGAGGCGAUCAGCGCCGCGAGGGAGGCCGGCACCGGCCAAGUCGCCGCCGAGCUCGAGAAGGCCAAGGCCGAGCUCGAGAGCAGGCACGCGGCCGAGGUGGAGAAGCUCGUCGCGGAGCUCGAGGAGGCCAAGGAGAUCCAGAAGGAGGUGGACGCGGCGCAGUCGGCGCUGGCGGCGGCCGAGGAGAAGCACGCGUCGGCGCUGGCGGCGCUCAAGCAGGACCUCGAGCAGACGCACUCGGCCGAGGUGGAGAAGCUCAUCGAGCUGCAGUCGUCGGCGGUCGAGAGCGCCAAGAAGGAGGGCGCGUCGGCGACGGAGGCGCAGCUCGGCAAGCUCAACGCGGCGCACGACGCGGCGCUCGACGAGGCCAACGCCAAGCACAGCGGCCUGGCGGAGAAGGCGGCCAAGCUCGAGGCGGCCAAGGCGGAGCUCGAGCGGGCGAUGGAGAAGCUCGGCGCGGACUUGGCCAAGAGCGAGCAGGAGCUCGACACGCUGGGCGGGCAGCUGGCGCAGGAGAAGAUGGAGAAGUUUGAGGCGCAGGCGGCGCUCGACGCGGCGCGGAGCCAGAAGCCCGACACGUCGGAGGCGGACGGCCUGCGGGCCGAGAUGGCCUCCCUCAAGAAGGCGCACGAGGACGCGCUGUUUGCGGCCAAGGCGAGCUCCCGCAAGGCCGAGGACGAGGUGCGGGCCCUGCGCGAGGACCUCGAGAUGGUGCGCAAGGAGUACGAGGCGCACCGGCUCGAGGCCGAGGCCAGGGACAAGACGUCGCGGGCCGACUACAGCGACCUGCACGACUCGAUGUCGCAGCUCGUCGAGGAGGCGCAGCGCAAGGCGGCGGACGCGGCGAGGAGGCUCGAGGAAGUGCAGGCGCAGCUCAAGGUGAAGGAGGCGGAGAUUGCGGAGGUGAAGACAAAGCAGCAGUCUUCGACGACGACGCCUUCCAAGGGCCUGGCCGCGAGCAGGUUCGCGGGCGAGGGCGAGGACGACGACGACGAGAAGGAGAACGACGCGGGCGCCGCGGCAAAGUCGGCGGCGGAAGGUGAGAACAACACCGACGAGCCGGACAACUCUUCAGCGGCACUAGCUUCGGUGCGAGCGCCCCCUUGCUUGUGA
Molecule: messenger RNA, 3831 nt
Organism: Thyridium curvatum
Lineage: Eukaryota; Fungi; Ascomycota; Sordariomycetes; Thyridiales; Thyridiaceae
Exons: 2
Coding region: 1-3831 (1276 amino acids)
Source: RefSeq, a predicted model, not a curated record